AUGGGCACAGAUCACGACGAACCACACGACCGCGAGAGGAGCUCACGGAAGCACAAGGAGAAAGAAAAGAAGGAGAAGAAAGAGAAGAAGGAAAAACGGGAAAAAAAGGGUCGUAAAAAAGAUAAGCCGGAGUCCUCGCAGCCUGCUUUUGAGGCCGAUGCAGACGGCGCAAAAGUAAACGAUGGCGAUUCUCCAACUAACUUGCCAUCACCACCUCACAUCCGUGACAUCAAGGAUCGUGCAAGGCGUGGCGGAAGCCCGAGCCGCAGCCGGAGUCGCAGCAGGACACGUCGCGGAAGUCCCGCGCGAGGGGACAAGAAGUCCCAGCCCCAGCAGCGCGACAAGACCAGCCCGCCUCGUGGAAGGAGCGUGAGCCCGGAUCCCGAGCGCAAGUACCGAGGCGGGCGUCGUAGCAAGAGCCCGGAGGACAGCCGACGCGGCGGGGACAAAAGCCCGCACCGCGGUGAUGAUAUUGGCAACGGCAAACGCCGCAGCCGCAGUCCGGCCGGCCGCAGUACGCGUCGAGUGGAUCGCAGCCGCAGCAAAAGCCGCAGCCCGCAAGCCAGACGGCGUGUGGGCAGCAGCCCUGAUGCCAAGCUGCUGCGUCCGACUGCCGCCCGCCGCAGUCGCAGCCGGGAACGAGGGAGGGACCGGGACCGCAAGGAGGCGCGGCCUGGACGAGCCAGCCCCGGCGCGGCACCGAAAGGCGCCUAUGCGAGCCGCAGCCGCAGCCCUGGUCGUGGUGCAAAGCGCCAUGUUAGCCAUAGCCGCAGCCGGAGCCCCCAGCGGGGUCAGAAGCGCCGAAGCAGGAGCCGUAGCCAGAGCCGGGGGCCGGGACGACAGGGGGCCGCCAGCAGAAGCCGCAGCCGGGGCCGGGCGCGCAGUCCGGAGAGCAAGCGUGCGCGGAGCAGCAGUCCGGGCAGACGAAAAGAGCGGCCCCGUCGGGAACGAGACCGUGAGCACGACAAGGACCGGGAAAGGGACCGAGAUCGUCGGAAUAAAGAUCGUGGUGAUCGGGAGCGCGACAAGGACCGGGGGGCUGAUAAAGAGGAGGUCGAGGAGGAAGUUGGUCGGCGGAGCAAUGGGGAUCCUUCUGCGCGUCUGGCUGCCGCGGCAGUAGCGUCACAGGGCGAGGGUGAUGGCAGCCCCGCCGAAGGCAGCAACGGCGGCGGUGUGGCGGCUCCAGGGGAAGACGAGGACGAGCUGCUACCUCCGCCGCCGUCCCAACAGUUGCGGCAUGGCCACGGGCCGGAGCUGCCACCUCACGUGGAGGACCAAGUGCAGGGGGCGCUGGAAGACGUGUACUUUCAGUCGGAACAGUACGGCGUUCCGGAAAUCACGUCCGUUCCGGGAGAGCUGGUGGUCAUGUCAGCAGCGGAGGCGGAGACGGAGGCUAAGCCGUCGCAGAAGCGUUCACGCUGGUCGCAGCCCGUCAAUGCCAUUCCAUCCGGGCUGCCACCGCCGCCGCCGGUGCCAGCGGGCGGGCUGCCCCCAGGGGCUUUGGUUGCGGGGCCUACCGCCGUUGCUGCCUCCGACGUCAACGCCCACGCCACGAUGGCUGAGAUCGACAUAAGCCGCAUGACUAACUGGGAGAUCCAACAACAGUUGGACUUCCUGCGGCAGGAUGCGGCCGCGCAAACCGCCGCCGCCACUGCCGCCACGCUGAUUGCGCGCGCUGGCGGAGGCGCCGGCCUGCGAAAUGUCGCCCCUGGCACCGCGCCCGGCGAGCUGCCGCUGUCGUCAAAAGCUAAGGAGCAACAGCGGCGGGAGCGGCAGCGGAAGCUACAGGAAGAGCUUCGGAGGCGGCAGGCGGAGGCAGCAGCGCAACCGGUGACUGUGGACUCGCUUUUUGAUGCUGACCUGGCGGCGGCGCAGCGUCUCUCUAUUGCAAAAGCCGCCGCCGCGGCAGCGGCAGCAGCGCCGACGGAGGCGGCGGCGGCGCUGGCGGCCGCCGUCGCGGCGGCAGAGGCGGAGGCCGCCCUGGGCGGCGGCAAGGCCAACGUUGCUGCAAACGCCGCCGCCAAAGGCGGCAAGAGCGACGGCGGAUCUGGCCCUGCUGCUACGACUGCAGCUAUUGCAGCGGCAGGGGGCCCUGAAAGCGAGGAGAAGAAGAAGGGCUUCAUGCUAAUCCGCAAGAACAACUUGCUGCCUGCCCGACGGGCGGUGUUCAACCCGGCCAGCAAGACGCUGGCGGCGGCGGCGGCCAAGGCGGAGGAGGAGGCGGCGGCCAAGGCGGCGCUGCUGGCGGCGGCAGCAGCCAAAACGGCCGCCGCGGAGGCCGCCUUUAUGGAGUCCAUGGUAGAGGAGUUCAUGGCCUCUACCAGGAAAGCCGACGAGGCCGGUCGUACAGCAGCGCCAUCAGCCGCGGCGACGGCUGACGCCGCCGCCGCUGCAGCGGGGGCCGGUGAGGAGGACAAGGAGUACGAGAUCGGAAUUGACGAGGAGGACGACGGUGCGCCGCCUCCGCCACCGCCGCCACCACCUCCACCUGCGCCUGGGGGGGGUUGCACCGUGCUGUGUGGGUGGGCGCCGCCAGCACCGCACUGGCCGCCACCUCAGCAGCCGUACGCAAGUGCGCCGCCGCCACCACAGCCCCAGUCUGGGCCCUACCCGCCAUCGCAGCCCCCGCCGCCACAAUACAUGCCCUACCCGCCACCGCAGUCGCAGCAUCCGCCGCCACCGUAUGGCAUGCCACCUCCGUACGGCAUGCCGCCACCGGCACCGGGGCCUCCGCACGGAUAUCCCCCGCAGUAUUCGCCGUACGGCCCCCGACCGCCGGCCCCGCUGCCGGGCGUCCCGCCGCCACGUCCGCCGCCCGGCGGGCCGCCACCGCCGGGACAGCACUACGGUCAACCCUUGCCGCCGCCCGGGCAACCGCUGAUGCAUCACCCCGGGCCAUCGGGCCCACCGCCACCGCCUUGGGCAGCGCCCGGGGGCGGCCCACCGCCGCAUCAGCACCAGCAGCAUCAGCAGCAUCAGGGCCCAGGAGGGCUUCACCCCUUCGGUCCCAUGGGGCAGUUCCGACCCAUGGGGCCGUCCGGAGCAGGGCCGCCACCACCGGACGGCCCACAUGGCCCACACCAGCAUUUCCCGCAGCGCCCGCCGCCUCCGCAGGGCCCCGGGUUCCCACUUGGGGGGGGUCCACCACCACCGCCUCCACCCAGGACCAUGCACCCCGGUGGCCAGCCACCCUUGCAGCAACAGCCGCCAUCGCACCAGCCACCACCACAGCAACCGUAUUCUCAGGCACAGCCGCCCCCGCAGCAGCAGCAAUAUCCUCCGGCGGAGCAGCAGCAGCAGCUCCCCCCCCCUCCGGACCAGUUGCAGCAGCAUCUGCCACAGCAGCAGGAGGGCUUACAAAUUGCACCUCAGGGCCAGCAGCAGCAGCAGCAGCUGGUGCAGCAGCAGAGCUCCAAGGCCUUGGAGAGCCCAGCGGCUGGCACACCCGGCGGCGGCCCGCCGCUGCCGCCUUGGGCGAUGGGCAGCGGACCCGGCAUGAUGAGCAAUAUGGGUCCGAUUACCGGUGGUGGUGGUGGUGGCGGUGGCGGUGGCGGCGGAGCCAUGGGAGUCAUGGGAACCAUGUUCAGCGGCGGCGGCGGCGGCAGCGGUAUCAACAUGGCCGCCGCUGCACCUCCGCCCGACCUGAUUGGCCUCGUGCCGCCGCCGCCACCGCCAAGGGUCGCACCGGGCAUCGAUGCGGGGCGGACUUAG
Molecule: messenger RNA, 3711 nt
Organism: Volvox carteri f. nagariensis
Lineage: Eukaryota; Viridiplantae; Chlorophyta; Chlorophyceae; Chlamydomonadales; Volvocaceae
Exons: 6
Coding region: 1-3711 (1236 amino acids)
Biological process (GO): regulation of microtubule cytoskeleton organization; intraciliary transport; cilium assembly
Cellular component (GO): intraciliary transport particle B; ciliary basal body; centrosome
Molecular function (GO): microtubule binding
Source: RefSeq, a predicted model, not a curated record